AUUGAGUAUAUUGUUUGCACCACAGUGGUCUGUGGGACACUGACCUGUUUGGCUGUUACAUUUGAUGCUUUACCGCUGAGCAGCGUCACCUGAAAAUCUGCUUUCUGAGAAAGGAUUUAAGAUCGUAACAGAUGAGAAUGAAGUGGGUGGUGUGUGUAGGAGUUUUCUGGAUCCUCUCCAUCUCCAUAGCUCAUGCAGACAUUGACAUCUGCAGCCUGAAGCCCAAAGAUCUGCCCCUGGAGCCGGUUUGUAUAUAUCGCAACCCGAACUUCCCCGAGGAAGAAGAACCAGCUGAGACCCCUGAGAAGAUCCCUGGGUCCACCAACCCUCGAGUGUGGGAGCUGUCCAAAGCCAAUGGGCGCUUUGGACUUUCUCUCUUCAAGCAGCUCUCCAAAGGCAAGUCUGAGGAUGCAAACAUCUUCAUGUCCCCGCUCAGCAUCUCAACAGCCUUUGCCAUGACGAAACUGGGGGCUUGCAACAGUACGCUGGAGCAGAUUAUGGAAGUGUUCGAGUUUGACACGAUAAAGGAGAAGACGUCGGAUCAGGUUCACUUUUUCUUUGCCAAGCUGAACUGCCGCCUCUAUCGUAAAACACACAGCUCUGUGGAACUGGUCUCGGCCAACCGUCUGUUUGGAGAGGAAACGUUCGAGUUCAACGAGAACUAUCAGAACAUCAGUGAGAGGGUCUAUGGGGCCAAGCUGCUGCCGCUCAACUUUAAGAAGAAAGCUGAACCUUCAAGGCAGAGGAUUAACGAGUGGAUUUCUGAGAAGACAAACAAUAGAAUAAACAAUACUUUGCCCAACGGUUCAAUAGACGAAAAUACCAUUCUGGUGCUGGUCAAUACCAUCUAUUUUAAGGGCCAAUGGAAACACAAGUUUAACAGACAGAAUACCAGAGAGUCCAAAUUCCAUGUCAGCAAGACACAAAGCUGCCUGGUGCAGAUGAUGUACAAGGAAGACACAUAUCGCUAUGGAAAGUUCCCAGAGGACAAGGUACAGGUGCUCGAGAUGUUCUACAACGGAGAAGGCAUUUCAAUGGUGAUUGUAUUACCACACAAUGAUGCAAAGCUGGCUGAGGUGGAGGAAAAUUUAAGCCUUAAGAAACUCAGUGGCUGGUUGAAUGACACCAAAAAUAAACAAGUGGCAGUGCAAUUCCCGCGUUUCCGCAUAGAGGAUAACUUUAGCCUCAAAGACAAGCUUCAGGCUAUGGGUCUCCAUGAUAUCUUCAGUGCAGAGCAUGCCAGUCUACCAGGUAUGGUAGCGAACAACCACAAUGGCCUUUAUGUUAGUGAUGCCUACCACAAAGCUUUCCUUGAAGUCAAUGAAGAGGGCAGUGAGGCUGCAGCAGCUACUGCUGUAGUGUUCGGUGGUCGCUCCCUCAACCCGAAUCGUGAGGUGUUCAUAGCCAAUCGGCCUUUCUUUAUCUUUAUCCGAGAAACCACUAUCAACACGCUGAUCUUCGCAGGCCGUGUGGCAGAUCCCUGCUGAGGUAGAUAAGGAGAUAGAGAUUCACUCCUUUACCCAUGAUGAGUGAGGUGAAGUGAGAGGAUGAUUAUGAUGGAGCGCUCAAUGACGGUGUUAUUAUUCUCAUCAUUCGGGUGGUAUGAUGGUGUUCCAUUUCAUUAUUCAUUAUAAAUAAAACAAAAAAAUUUAAAA
Molecule: messenger RNA, 1655 nt
Organism: Ictalurus furcatus (blue catfish)
Lineage: Eukaryota; Metazoa; Chordata; Actinopteri; Siluriformes; Ictaluridae
Gene: serpinc1
Product: serpin peptidase inhibitor, clade C (antithrombin), member 1
Exons: 8
Coding region: 132-1487 (451 amino acids)
Molecular function (GO): serine-type endopeptidase inhibitor activity
Source: RefSeq, a predicted model, not a curated record